UUAAAUAAGAAAAAUUCGUUGAGAAGUUUCUUUAUUCGAAAGAAAAAAUUUACAAUCGCAAGAAUUUCCCAGAACAUUCGAUAUUGGAUAUUUUCACAUAAUAAAAUAUCAAAGGAUAUUCCAAACGAUAAAAUUCCAGAAAAACAUUGUUAGAGAACGGAGGUGAAUACUCGAAGCUAUAAACAUCAUCGAAAACGAAAACCGUUCUUGCUCCUCGAUACGCGGAACGAAGAUCUUACGCAACGAAGAUUCCCCGCUGUUACCGUAUCCUCGACAAUUUUGUCAAUUUCCGUGGAUACGAUCCCGUUACGCGAAACUAGAAUCUCUGAGAAAACAUUGAACGGCAGCCUAUUCGCGCAACGCGUAUCAAAUCUAACUCGGCCGAUUCAUCGAUACCCUCAGGGCUUCGAAUGCACACAAGUAUUGAUCCAAUUACCAGUAUAUAGGAUCGCGUCAAUUAACCUUUAGUGGUCUCAAAUCGAAGGAUUUCCUUUCGCGAAACCGAUCGAGAAAUGGAUAGAUUCGAAACGGAUCCAUUCCUUAUCCUUAAAUUAUUUCUUCUCUCGUUUCUAAUUGGAAUACGCGAUAUUCGGAUUCUCGACAGAUGUAAAAAUAAAAUUGCAAUCCGAUAUUCCCAGAUUUCUUCAUACAGGAAUUAAUGACAAUAAGUCGAAGGGAAGAAGCGAAUCCAUCAUCAAAUUCUGUGAAAAAUUGUGAGCUGUAAUUUCUUCGUUGCAACUAUACGAGACAUUUUGAAUUCUUUUCAACUGUUGGACAAUUUCCAUGGGUCGAGGAUGCUCCCGGUUCCGUUAGACGAGUGCGAAACGGAAUCUUCGCGGAAACGCUUCUCGAAGCGACAGUAGUUCCUGCCGAACAAUGACCCUUUUUAUUACUCUUGGAAACGACCGUCAAGCUUGCCUCGGUCGUUUGUAUUCCGUUCGUUCAACGGUUGACGGAUCGUUCGAAUUUUGCGCCGUUUGAUUUUUUUUUUUUUUUCCUUUGCAAUAUUUAUUCUUCGUUUCGUCUCGACUAUAAAAAUUGUAUGUGCGAAUUUAUCGUUUUAUUUGAAAUUUUUCUUCUUUUGUAAGUGACGAUAAAGAGAAACAUAUCGGCUGAUUAGAUUUCACGAUUGCAACAGAUGAUAAGAAGGAAAGGACGAAUCGAGGUGGCGAUUCCUCGUGAUAAAUGAAGUAAUAAGGAUUAAGGAGAAGCGUGGAGCGGUAUCCGUCGUGACAGAAAGAAUGGAAGUGGAUCGUCUAUCGCGGGCAGACAGUGGAAACGGACCGUUCGUGGCGCGGCUACACACGAAGAGACCGGUGGUGAACGGGUUCAAGCGCGGCCACCGACGACCAUAUUUCGUAUACGUAUACAUAUAUAUAUAUAUACACACGUAGCUGUACACGUGCGCGAACACGCGUAAUAUUACGUUAACCGCGCUUUCGUUUUCGACGAGAGGGAAGACAGAGUGCACUGGUGAUUCGUGAGAGACCCUGUUCCAGUGAGUUUCCAGGGACUGGCUCGAGAAGUUAGGAGGGCGAACGAAGGUCGUGCAGGUCCGUAGAGCCGAGCAGCGCGUCAUGGCUGCCACGAGGAUGGACUGGAAGAUUAGAUUAUACGCGAUCGUCUGGCUUCUGACAGCAGCAACGCUUCCAUGUCAGGCGGCGAGCCAUGACAACGGAGACAACAACGGGGAUGGAAACGCGGAGGACUCUGUAUUGGACGAGACAACCGAGGAUUAUUGGGCCGGAAGUGGAUCAAAUCCCGAGGAGGACGACAUGCUUCACAACGAAACCAGGGAAGCGUUAACGCACGAGGCCAGCGACCACGAAGCUGUGGUAUACGUUGGAGAUGGAGCAGCGUAUGUACCAGUACCGUCGUUGAAAGGAAGACCGUUGAGCUCGAAUCUUCAAGCUCUUCAGACUCUUCAGGGUUUGCAAGGCAUACCCGGAGGCGGAGGCACAGGGGUAGUCGGGGACGAGGACUGGAAGAGGCAUCCGGAAUCUUGGGAUCGGGAACACAGGAGAUACAGGCCUAAUACCACUCGAGUUCAACAUAUCGAGGCGGAAUGCCAGGACGACUACAUGAAGAUCAGGAUCGGUUUCAACGGUUCCUUCACCGGUCUCCUCUACUCGGCUGGUUAUUCUUACGACCCGGACUGCAUGUACGUGAACGGAACAGGUCGAGACUACUACGAGUUCUACAUUCAGUUGAAUCGUUGCGGCACCCUUGGCGAGAACACCCAUCAUCAGGACAGUCGAAAAAAUCCUACGAAAAACCUGAUGUGGAACACGGUCACGGUGCAGUACAACCCGCUCAUCGAAGAAGAAUUCGACGAGCAUUUCAAAGUGACUUGCGAAUACGGAUACGACUUCUGGAAGACCGUCACCUUCCCCUUCCUCGACGUCGAAGUCGCGACGGGGAAUCCCGUAGUGUUCACCCUGCAGCCACCGGAGUGCUACAUGGAAAUCAGAUACGGUUACGGGACCACUGGAACUAGAGUGGCUGGACCAGUCCGCGUCGGGGAUCCACUGACUCUCAUUAUCUACAUGCGCAGCAAAUACGAUGGUUUCGACAUUGUCGUGAACGAUUGCUACGCUCACAACGGUGGAAAUAAAAGGAUCCAGUUGAUCGAUCAAUACGGAUGCCCCGUCGACGAUAAAUUAAUCAGCAGAUUCCGUGGAUCCUGGUCCGAGAGCGGCCUCUUCGAAACUCAGGUAUUCGCCUAUAUGAAAACGUUCAGGUUCACCGGUUCGCCAGCAUUGUAUAUCGAAUGUGACGUAAGAAUGUGCCACGGAAGAUGCCCGAGCCAACCGUGUCAUUGGAGAAAUGCCAAAAACGUAGCGAAACGUUCUUUGCCAGAAAUUGGUGGUCCAUCGACACCAGCGACGAGUCUGUCCGAGAAUGUGAAUCUCUUCCAAUCGUUACGUGUACUUCAAGAGGGCGAGGCAGAUACGGAAUUCUUCCAGAAUUCUACCACGGCUUUUCGAAGUGGAACCAAUGAACCCACGAACGAUAGAGUGUGCCUUAGAUCGACGGUUCUUAGCACGAUUAUAGGAAUCGGUUGCGGCUUCCUAUGUCUAAUGGCAGGGACGAUAUUAGCUAUGUGCUCGCGAAUUCGGCGACAAGCUAGGGAAAAACUUCUAUCCGACAGCAUAAGUUAUAUGACCCACAAAGGUAGAAUUAACUGAACGAGAUCACUUUGCAUAUUUUUCCCUUUUUCUCUUCUUCUUCGUUGCGUUUCGGUCGGUAUAAAUGUUUGAGGAAGUUGCAGCAGGAAUAUCCCCUGUUGGUAAUAAUGCGAGGAAGAUUACCGCAAUCGGUAAAAAUGGGAAUAAGCUCAAUACUUUCGAUCGACGGUUGUUAAAAACCAAGUUCACAAAUCAUAAUGUAUUUAAAAAUUGUGUAUCUGAAGUUAAGGAUAUUUACCACAGACGAGGCAUAGAUGUGAUAUUUUGGGAUUUUUCCAUGUCUUCAAAUACCGACCUCGAAAGAAAUAGGUAUCACACGCGAUAUUACCAUUUUGACCGUUCACGUUGCUCUAUUUUUCUUUGCGAUGAAAAAUAUUUCAAAUAAAAGUUGAAUGUUUUUAAGAGAAAUAUAUUCCGAUAUUAAUUACGUUAUUGCAAAGAUUAAGUUAUUUUCUUUAAAUAAAAUAUAUAUAUAUAUAUUUUGAUUCAAUAGAAGAUGUGAUUCGUUAUUUGCUAUAAAAAAAAUAUUGAAUCAUUUAUAGUAAAAAUU
Molecule: messenger RNA, 3738 nt
Organism: Apis mellifera (honey bee)
Lineage: Eukaryota; Metazoa; Arthropoda; Insecta; Hymenoptera; Apidae
Exons: 12
Coding region: 1578-3188 (536 amino acids)
Source: RefSeq, a predicted model, not a curated record